AUAAGUUCUAUUAUCUAGUAUACAUUUAAUGGAUAAAUUGGAUCUAUGAAAAUAUCACAUUUACUUGCGCUUCGCUACUUUAUUAGUAUUCAUCGAAUCGGGAAGUUCGAAUUGCAUUCAUUUAAUAUGUAAACACUAUCGAUGUUACUACAGACGUAGUAACAUCAAUUGUAUUCGUCGUUCUUUUUCACACAGUGAAUGAAUUAAAACAUUCGUCUAUAUUCUGCGACGUAGUAGCGAUUCUAAUAUUUCCGGCAGUUUAUAUUCACAAUAGAGCAAAGAUGUAUUCAAUGUUAACAAACGGAUAACAAACGAUAACGUAACGACACGAUAACAAUAUGAUAAAAUUCCUUUUUAUUAAUUACUUAAUUUCAAGGUUAAAAAAUUUUAUGAAUAUAAUCCUAAAAGUUUUCAUAUUAAAGAAUUAGAUCUAAAGUAACAUCAUCCCAGCGGAAAAGUAUUCUUUAUUUAAAAAAAUAUUAUUGCACAUAUCGGACGAUAAUUUUUUUCUAAUAUUAUACAUCAUCGCGUUGAUCCAGUACAACCAAACAAUUAAUUAAAGUAUUAGUCAUCGUAAUCGUUCGGGAAAUAAAUGACUCUGUACCAUUUUUAUAUCAUAAUUCAGCAGGCGAAUCAGCAGUUCACCAAACAUACAGUGCGAAUCACGUCGAGUUUACCCCUUCCAGCAACAAGUGAGUAAGAGAUGCCCUCCGGUCAGGCUGAGAAAUCACUAGCUACCUGCCUCGAUCCUCUGUCAGUAAACGCAAAGAUGUCGUUUAGUAAGGUAGCUUACUGCUUACUUAUUAUUUCCGUAGCUCUGACGAGCGGAAUGCCGCAAAAUCAAGCUACGGAGCCAAAGGAGAAGAGUGGAUUGCUACCGUUUCUUCAAUUUACUAACGGAGGAAUCCGAGUGAAUUUCGGCGGAUAUCAUGCCGAAGCUGGUCUCGGCGGUCUGCUACGAGGCUCAGGAGGUGGACUUCACGCGAGCGUAGGAACUCCGUGGGGUGCACAUGCAGGUGCAGGAUUAGGCGGUCAACUGAGUGGAGAAGACGGUAGUCUUGGCGGCGGUUUAUACGCUCGCGCUGGACUUGGUCAUGGCAGGCCGGAAGCAGCAGCUGGCCUUGGCGGAAGUUUGGAUGGCAGCGGACGAUCGGCGAAUCCAAUUUCAGGUGGCAUGUAUGCAGGUGCAACGCCUGGCGGUGAAGGAGUCGGCGUGUUUCUCGGCGGCGGCAUCGGCAGCCGAGGAGUUGAGAUGGACUAUGGACCCUUCUCUGAUGGAGUUUAUCCCAUAGCAAGAGAAGGUAGUGCGAAUGCUGGCGCGAGUGUGGGUGCUGACGCAACUGAUGGCGCAAGUAGUGGUGCGGAUGCAGCUGCGAGCGGAACAAAACCAUCGAGGGGCCACACCAAUAUACAGAUCAUACGCUCCAAACCAAAAGAUGCGCAGAAAGAGAAGGUGGCGCUUGCGGUUGCUGCGCUACCAGCCGAUAUACCUGCAGACGAAAAGUCUAACAAGACGAAAAGUGCACACGACAAAGAGAUACGACGUGCAGUGGUAUACGCGCCCCCCGCCCCCUCUGCACCUCUUGCACCUCCCUUAGCAGAAGCUGACCUGGUCAAAUCAAUUUAUCUUGGGACCCCACCAAUUCUAAAAUCUGUCGACAAGAACGUGGUUGUAGCUGCUGUACCUGCGGCUGCCGCUCCUGCAGCAGUUGCAGUUCCAGUUAAUGCCAGCACCAACGCAGUAGCAACAGUUGCCAACAAUCCGAAGAUCAUCUCAAGACCUACACAUCCACGUUGGUACUUCAGGAAGAGGUUCUGGUCCGCUCCCAGAAAGGUGUUUUACGCGGCAGCUCCGGCAGCAGUCGAUACCCAAAGCGCUUCUUCAGACGUGGUCGAUAGAGUCUUCGUCAACGCGGCGGGAAACGACGGUGUUGUGGCUGUGGAUAAAGCAUACACCAGCGGAUCUCUAUUCGAUGAUAUCUUUAACAUUCCAAUCUCCACGCUAUCUGCUGUCAACCAGUUGCUGAAAAACAACGUCGGUUGAGACCUCCUGCUGUUCCUACUCGAAAAUUUGUACUUGAAAAUGAUUGCGCAACUCGCUGGAGCCACGUUUCUCAUAGGAACCUUCGAAUAUAUUUUGGCGAACAUCCGUUCGUUGCCCGUAUAUUGCUUAUUCAGCCCCUUCUGAACGUUUAUUCCGUUUGCGUAUACGGAUGCCAGGCACACAUGUUCAUCUUGUGAUUCCUUGUACGUGAUCAGAUUGUAUAUUAACUGCCUCUGUACAAAACAGUAUUUCUUUGUCUAAAUCUGCGAAUAAUAUCUUUCAUUAAAUUAAAUUAAAGUUUUAUAUAU
Messenger RNA from Ooceraea biroi (clonal raider ant), 2352 nucleotides. Its product is annotated as class E basic helix-loop-helix protein 22. Lineage: Eukaryota; Metazoa; Arthropoda; Insecta; Hymenoptera; Formicidae. The record is from RefSeq and is a predicted model, not a curated record.